AGAGAGAAAAAGAGAGGGGAAGAAUUAACGGGCGGUGCUGAGAUUGAUCUCAUCACACAGUCAGACCUGUACGGAUCAGGCUUCAGGGAGCGUUGGUACUAAGCGACUGAAAGGGAAAACGGAGGAAGACCAUAAAGAGAGAAUAUAAAAACGCAAGAAUCAAAAUGACAGGUAUAUUAGCCUGGUUUUGGAAUGAGAGGUUCUGGCUCCCACAUAAUGUAACCUGGGCAGAUUUAAAAAACACAGACGAAGCAACCUUCCCGCAAGCUGAGGAUCUGUAUCUGGCGUUUCCUUUGGCGUUCUGCAUUUUCAUGAUUCGGCUGGUUUUUGAAAGGUUUAUUGCAAGACCAUGUGCCUUAGGCCUUAAAAUCCAAGCAAUUGGACCACAGAAAGCUCAACCCAAUGCUAUUCUUGAGAAGGUCUUCACUGCAAUUACCAAGCACCCUGAUGAGAAGAGAUUAGAAGGCCUUUCCAAGCAGCUGGACUGGGAUGUGCGCACCAUUCAACACUGGUUUCGACAGCGAAGGAACCAGGAGAAACCCAGUACCCUCAGCAAAUUCUGCGAGAGCAUGUGGAGAUUUACAUUUUAUCUGUAUAUAUUUACUUAUGGAGUGCGGUUCCUAAAAAAGACUUCCUGGCUUUGGGACACCCGAGAUUGCUGGUACAACUACCCAUACCAGGCUCUUACAACUGAACUUCAUUACUACUACAUCAUUGAGCUGGCAUUCUACUGGUCCUUAAUGUUCUCCCAGUUUACUGAUAUCAAAAGGAAGGACUUUUUAAUUAUGCUUUUGCAUCACCUUGCCACAAUCUCCCUGAUAACCUUCUCUUACGUAAACAAUAUGGUGCGCGUAGGAACACUGGUCAUGUGCCUUCAUGAUGUGUCUGAUGUGCUGCUUGAGGCUGCUAAAAUGGCAAACUAUGUGAAGUGUCAAAGACUGUGUGACCUCCUGUUUGUCAUGUUUGGGUUAGUCUUCAUUAGUACCCGGCUUGCUGCUUUUCCUAUCUGGAUCUUAAACACAACAGUGUUUGAAAGCUGGGACAUUGUUGGUCCGUAUCCAUCAUGGUGGGUCUUCAACUUGCUGUUCUUCCUGCUUCUAGUGCUGCAUUCCUUUUGGUCAUAUCUCAUCAUAAAGAUAGCCUGCAAAGCCAUUUCUAAAGGAAAGGUGGGGAAAUGGAAUCCCAUGCAUGUAUCAAAUGAUGAUCAGGGUGACAUUGAAUCCAGCUCCGAUGAGGAGGAUGCACCAUCUCCUGCUAAAAAGAUACAUAACACUGCAACUAAUGGGACCAAUGGGGCGAACGGAACAAACGGAUACCUCACUGGGACUACUUGUCUGGACGAACACUAAUUCCGGAUUUAGCUUUUAGAAUGUCAAGCACUGGAAAGAUGUCACGGAAACUAUUAGUAGAUAAUUGUAUGUGAGACAUGAACAACAUUACGUGUUUAAUACUGGAAGUGCAUAAUAGGACUUGUGAAUGCGUUUAUAUGUAUAUCAGUAUCAGACACAGUUCCAUAGAAUAUCAGAGCAUCCCAUUAGUUUCCAAUUUUAUGUCUGUGAAUGAAUGAAGAAUUACAUUUUCAUUUUGUGUGAGCAAGCAUGCUGCAUCUUAUUUAGUUUCACACAAUGGGAGCUGUGUUUUCGUAGAUUUGUUAUUAUAUUAUUUAUUUGUAUAUAUGUUUAAGAUUUGUGGAUAAAAGGGAUUAUUUUUGCAAUUUUUUGAUUUGUGAGGGCACACUCUAUAACUUUAACUGCUCAGUCUGCUUUGAGAAAUAAAUGUUUCUCUUUUUUUUGUUUUGUUUUAUCGCUUGCCAUAUGCGGUAGUCCUUGGUUGUCUUUAAGUGAUGUGGUGUUGGCCUAUCCAAUCCAGUGGUUCUUUCUGUUUACAGUUGUUUUUAAUACACGUGUAUUAUAGGACAUACAUUUCUGAAGUUUAUUGUCAACAUUUCCUUUUAGGCAAUUAUUAAACACAGUCACCCAGUAGCAGUGUUUUGUCUAUGGAAGAGUCAUGCUGUGAAACAGACAGUUGCUUCCAUUAGGCAUCGAUACAUAUAUAUGGUUUAAUCUAUAGAUGUCUUAAGGUACUAUUUCAAACCACUGAAUAUGAUCAGUAUUAAAACACUAUUGUGAUGCUCCAAUCGCUGGUAGUUUUCAUUUUAUUUAAAUGGUUUUAAUUACCUAUACCCGUGCAGUAAUUUUAAAUGUGCUAUAUUUGUGAAGCAAACUUGGUGUAUAUAGUAUACAAAGUAACUGUAUGCUUUCAGAAAUUGUCUGUGUUUAAAAGCAUAGCUAGGAAUGGAGGGGAAAGUGGUAGAGUUACUAAGAAAUCAAUGGUUGUUUGUGUUUUACCAUCCUUAACGUGUACUGUUUUAAUUUACUGCAAUGAAAUAGGUACUUGUUAAUUUUAUCAGAGAGAGAGAGAGCGAGAGCGAGAGCGAGAGAGCGAGAGAGCGAGGAGAUCCCUGGAAUACCUAUUUCAUUGCAGUAAAUUAAAUCUCUACAUGUACUUACAUAUAUAUAUAAAACCACAGUAUUAGGAGGAGGGAGAGGUGUCCCACAUAGUGUGAGAUCAUACAGGACCUCAUAAAAGGUAACAGUGCCAAAUCAUUUAUUUAUCUUAAAUGGCCUGUAAUUUUUUUUUUUUUUUUUUUUUUCCCUACAGUAGUUUUUAAACAUGGCAUUAUACAGGAAUAAGCUGCAUGCUACAGUUUUCAUGUCAUGCCAAGGUACUCGAUAAUCCACAGUAAUAUUUAAUAAGUUACUGUUUGAAAGCCAAACACCAGGACAGGGUUUAAUAACAGAGAUACGUUGUAUAUGUACUUUCCCUCUAAGAACCAGUCCUGAAUGUACAUGGUAUGUGCAAGGUCCACGGAGUCUGGGUCUUGAUAAAGCCUUAAAGCCUAAUAAUAUACUCAUUUGUGUGUGUGUAAAAGUUCAUGGGGAAUGUUGGUCUCCAUUGUUGUUGGGUCUUCACAAAAAUACAUGUACAGUAGGUAACAGCAACCUUGAUAUCAAGAUAAUCAAGAAUGAUAAAUUCACCACAUAAGCACAGUAUUUGUAAAUCCUGUUGAUAUACCAGUGUGUUAAGAUGCUGAAAUGUACCAUAAGUAAGGAUUAAAUACUGUACAAUUAUGCAUUUUUUCAUUGCCAGCCAAAGCACUGGUAAAUUAUCCACAGAAAGCAUAUCAUACCAAAGACCAGUUCAAAAAAAUUAAACAAUCCCAUAUAGGGAAAACAAAAAUUCCAUGAGAAAAAAAAAUUAAAAAGUAGUAUUCAAUAUAGUGUUUUGGUUACUACUGGAGAAUGAAGUAGUACUAGAUGAGUUUGAGGUACUAGUCUUAUGUAAACGUUGUUAUGUUAAACGCAAAUAACUGCAUGUUUUUAAUAAAAACAAAAGGCAGUAUAAUGGUACUAAUGGAGCAGGAACUCAAGGUACAUUUUUUCUCACUCCCACAUUGAUUUUUUUUUUUUUUUUCACCCCAACCCAGUCUCUGAGGAGGAGAUGCUACUGUAUUUGGAGUUCCUUUUAGUACUUUGUGACUGGAAUACAAGUUUGGCAAUAAUUGUGUACUCUUUUCUGUUAAAAAACAAAACAAAACUAUGCAGUGCUUGUGGAUCACAUGCAGUGAAUGUAUAUGUUCCUGACAUACUGUAUGUUUUGUGUGUGCAAGAGAGUGUGCUUGAUCUGGUAUUCUAUUCUUUAUUUGAAAUGUUCUGGCCUUUUCUUCACCCAAGCCUGUUCUCUUUCCGGUACUGUUGGGUGUCCAAGGCUACUCAGAAUGUGUUAUUUAGGCUUUUCAUUGGUGUUGUUUUUGUGCCAAUAAUAUGUUGAUCCAAAUUAAUCCAAACUAAGGACUUGACAUAAAUCUUACUCUGUAAUGAUUAAACUUGCUUGGCCUGCUUUGUCUGAUACUGUAUAUCCAGGCUGUAAGCAAAUGCUCAAACACCCAAGUUAGCUUAGGGUUCAUUCACUCACUGUUCAAGGCCAAGAAUUAUAAUUCUGCAACCUUUGAGAAAAUGACAACAGUUCAGUGAGUCGGAUGCUGACAAUAGGUUUUAAGAUUGCCACGUCAUUUUAUUAUUACUAUAUGAUGUCAUUGGUUACUAGAGAAUAUCUUUGUUUGAAAAAAAUAAAAAGAUAAAUAAGUGUUAUUAGUUAGUUAGUAACACAUAUGUGCAGGGUUUUCAUUUGAUUGUUACUUUGUGCUCUCAUUGGUUACUUUGCUGUCAUUUUUGGUAUUGAAUGCAUAUAUGUUUACUUUUGGAUUCUGCAGCCAAUGGGCAUUGUAGAUGCAAUGGCAAACACUUUCACAAUAAACGUGUGUUGAUAUUACA
Messenger RNA from Polyodon spathula (Mississippi paddlefish), 4334 nucleotides. Its product is annotated as ceramide synthase 6-like. Gene Ontology annotation, cellular component: membrane. The coding region runs from base 165 to 1349 and encodes 394 amino acids. Lineage: Eukaryota; Metazoa; Chordata; Actinopteri; Acipenseriformes; Polyodontidae. The transcript has 11 exons. Gene Ontology annotation, biological process: ceramide biosynthetic process. The record is from RefSeq and is a predicted model, not a curated record. Gene Ontology annotation, molecular function: sphingosine N-acyltransferase activity; DNA binding.